Molecule: messenger RNA, 1926 nt
Organism: Rosa rugosa (rugosa rose)
Lineage: Eukaryota; Viridiplantae; Streptophyta; Magnoliopsida; Rosales; Rosaceae
Product: vacuolar protein sorting-associated protein 9A-like
Exons: 5
Coding region: 114-1451 (445 amino acids)
Biological process (GO): vesicle-mediated transport
Cellular component (GO): cytosol; endocytic vesicle
Molecular function (GO): guanyl-nucleotide exchange factor activity; small GTPase binding
Source: RefSeq, a predicted model, not a curated record
UCUAUCAAAAUAUCACAUAGAUUUUACACACACACAACUUCAUCAUCGGCUCUCUCGCCUCUGCCUACCUAAUCGCCGCCGUCGACCUGAGAUUUUGGACCCAUCCGACGGUGAUGGAGAACGCCGACGUCUUCACCGGGCUGCACGAAUUUCUCGAACGCAUGCGUCAACCGUCGGCCAGCGACUUCGUCAAGUCUAUCAAAAGUUUCAUUGUGUCGUUUUCGAACAAUUCUCCUGAUCCAGAGAGGGACAGUGCUGCGGUGCAGAACUUCUUUGCGCAAAUGGAAGUGGAUUUUAGGGUUCAUCCACUUUGGGCUGGUUGUUCUGAAGAGGAGCUCGAUAGUGCUGGCGAGGGACUGGAGAAGUAUGUCAUGACAAAGUUAUUUACUCGUGUAUUUGCUUCACUUCCAGAUGAUGUAAAACUUGACAACAUACUACAUGAGAAGAUGGCUUUGGUUCAACAAUUCAUUCGACCAGAAAAUUUGGAUAUCCAGCCCCCCUUUCAAAAUGAAACAUCAUGGCUGCUUGCACAGAAAGAACUGCAAAAGAUCAAUAUGUACAAGGCACCAAGGGACAAGCUUGUGUGUAUCCUCAAUUGUUGCAAGGUUAUCAAUAACUUGCUGCUCAAUGCUUCUAUUGCUUCAAAUGAGAAUCCUCCUGGAGCUGAUGAAUUUCUUCCUGUCUUAAUUUAUGUUACUUUGAAGGCCAACCCUCCGCAACUGCACUCAAAUUUGUUGUAUAUACAAAGAUACAGGCGACAAUCUCGAUUAGUAGCAGAAGCAGCCUAUUUCUUCACAAACAUGCUCUCUGUCGAAUCCUUCAUUUCAAAUAUCGAUGCGAAAGCCCUGUCAAUGGAUGAAACUGAGUUUGAAAAGAACAUGGAAUCUGCUCGAGCAAUUCUAUCAGGACUCUCAACUGAUUUGAACAGCCAGCCUAAUCAAAGCGGUCAACCUGUGAAUAUAAACAAGGAGCCAACUGCACCUCCCAAAUCGUCAAAAGUUCCAUCACUUUCAGAUUUGGAGGAUAAGGGUGCAGAACUCCUUGUAAACGAUAAGCAGGCAAGCCAGGUUUUCCGGCAGUAUCCAUACUUGUUUGCGCAUGUUGGUGAUCUAACAGUCAAUGAUGUAGAAGACCUUCUUAAUAAUUACAAACAGCUUGUUUUCAAGUAUGUUUGUCUCUCCAAAGGAUUAGGUGAUUCUGCUCCAUCUCUUCCUCUAAAGAGUUCAGAAACACAGGAUCACCAGCAUACUGAAACUGCAAAGCAACAGGACCAUACUAGAGCUGCAGAGCCUAAUGAUGAGCCAUCAAAGGAUACUGAUAGAAAGGAUGAUGGUUCAAAUACAGAGUCUCUUUUUGAAGUGGAAAGUUUAGAAUCUAAAUUAUCAGAGGAUCAAACAGUAGCACCACAAGACAGUAAACAUGAAGAGUCCUCUCAAUCACAGCUCUCCUAGUUAAUGUAUUUUGCAGGGGUAUUCUAAAUUUUAAUGCUAGGAUCACCAUCAGGGCUCCCUUUUUUUCAUUUUCUCAAAUGUGGAGGGAAUAUCACUGUGGCUACUUUUGGUUGGCAAUGAGUGUUGUCAUCACGGAAUGGUGAAGUCUGGAUAGAAUGAGGAGUUUAGCAUUUUGAUUUGGCAAGCCUCACCAGGCAUGUGUGAAGAUACAAAUAUUUCCAACUGUUCAGCAAGUCAGCAUUCCACAGUUAUACAUUUGUGCACUUGUAAUCUCAUAUAUGCAGCAAUGUAAUGAUCCCGAGACACAGGAGCUUGUUGAAUCUUAAAUGAAAUGUAACUUUCACCAGAAGCACUUUGCUCUCCUUCAUCUAGGGGCAGAAGUGUAUGUUCCACAUUUCUUUUCCUGUGUUUUUCCUCUGCAAUAUCUUUCAUCUAUAUAACAAUCUCCUGAUGUUGAUAGUAUGCAGUUUCUUUC